This is a messenger RNA of Camponotus floridanus (Florida carpenter ant), 3387 nucleotides long. RefSeq lists its product as uncharacterized. The record is from RefSeq and is a predicted model, not a curated record. Gene Ontology annotation, molecular function: nucleic acid binding. The coding region runs from base 1 to 3387 and encodes 1128 amino acids. The transcript is spliced from 2 exons. Gene Ontology annotation, biological process: DNA integration. NCBI's taxonomy places the organism in Eukaryota, Metazoa, Arthropoda, Insecta, Hymenoptera, Formicidae.
AUGCCCGCGUACACACUCAAGCAAAAGGAUUUCGAAAUUCCGAGAAACAUCAAAUUAGCUGACCCUAAAUUCAACGUAUCAGCUGACGUGGAUAUCCUUAUAGGCGCGGAAAUCUUCUGGUCAAUAUUAUGUAUCGGUCAAAUAAAGGCUUCAGCCAACCAUCCGAUCUUGCAAAAAACAAGAUUUGGAUGGAUUCUGGCGGGACGAUUAACUCCUUCUUCACACAAAUCGCAAUGCAUUCGAGCCUUUCACGCGACAAUAAGCAAUUCGCAGUUGCAUGCGCAAUUAACUCGUUUUUGGCAGCUAGAAACUGUUAGCAAUCCAAGACAUUACACCGACGAAGAAUCUCGUUGCGAAGAGAGUUUCUUAAACAAUUUUACACGCAAUGAUCAGGGUAGAUACAUUGUCAAACUUCCUUUCAAGGAUCAAGCGAACGGCAAACUCGGAAAUUCAAAAGAUUCUGCAUUGAAACGGUUCUAUAAUCUCGAGAAAAGAUUUAAGCGUUAUCCGGAUCUUAAAGCUCAAUACGCACACUUUUUACGUGAAUAUCUCGCACUUGGACAUAUGAAACAAAUACACGAAUCGGUAGAUGGCUUAAGCGAAUCUUUCUAUUUUCCUCACCAUUGCGUAUUCAAGAGCGCAUCACCAGCUUCCGGUAUCCGCGUAGUUUUUGACGCGUCCAGUAAAAGCAGUACCGGCGUUUCUUUAAAUGACAUUCUCAUGACGGGCCCGGUAGUCCAGCAAGACUUGAUUUCGAUUUUACUGCGUUUCCGAACCUUUCGUUAUGUUUUUGUAGCCGAUAUUAUUAAAAUGUAUCGCCAAAUUCUUAUAGAUCCUUCCCAUGCGUGCUACCAACGAAUUUUGUGGCGGGAGGACCAGGCUUCAGAAGUACAAACAUUCGAGCUUGCCACCGUUACAUAUGGGACCACCCCCGCGUCAUAUCUAGCAACAAGAUGUCUUAAGCAUCUUGCUGAAUCGAAUCGCGAUAAAUACCCAAUGGGCUCCGUAUGCGUAGAGCGCGACCUUUAUGUUGACGAUUUGCUCUCGGGAGCCGAUACUCUAAGCGAGACAGUCAAGGCGCGAGACGAGACCAUUAACUUGUUGCGAUUAGGAUGCUUCGAACUUAGUAAAUGGGCAUCAAAUUCUCCAGAAUUGCUAAAAAAUAUACAUGAUCAAACUGAUAACACGGUUAUAAUCAAUCACGAAGCGAGUUCGCGAAUUUUAGGCAUGCAUUGGAAUCAAUCCUUGGACGAGCUUCACUUUUCUUACAUUCCUGACGCGGAGCAUAAGAAUUUAUCGAAGCGCGUUAUCCUAUCCGAAGUUUCGCGUUUAUUUGACCCCCUGGGUUUACUAGGUCCGGCCGUAGUCUUGUCAAAACUUCUGUUGCAAGAUCUGUGGCAAUUGGGCAUACACUGGGACGAAUCGGUCCCCCCAGAUAUCAACACGCGCUGGAACAAGCUCAAGUCUCAGUUCGAAGAUUUCAAUCGGUUAAAAAUUCCGCGUUGUAUAAAAUUUAAUUCAGAGUCGCAAGCAACUCAGAUACACGGUUUUUGCGACGCGAGUCAACGGGCAUACGGAGCAUGCGUCUACGUGCGUACACAGAUAGGUCCGGAAGAAUUUGGGUGCAAGUUGCUCGCCUCAAAGUCUCGCGUUGCUCCGCUUAAGGCACUCUCGUUGCCCCGAUUGGAAUUAUCGGCUGCUCUUCUAUUAGCGCAACUAAUUGAUAAAAUCAAUGAUUCAUUUCCAAUAACUAACAUGAAAAUCUUUCUCUGGUCCGAUUCUACAAUAGCCUUAAACUGGAUAUCUUCGCCAUCCCGGAAAUGGGCAAUUUUUGUUGCUAAUAGAGUCGGCGAAAUCCAGCGUCUUACAAACCUUAAUUCGUGGCGUCAUGUUUCAUCGGCUGACAAUCCAGCAGACAUUUUGUCUCGAGGUCUACAUCCGCGCGAACUUGAAGAUUCUGCGAUGUGGUGGAAUGGCCCAGCCUUUUUGAUGACACGCGAGAGCCUUUGGCCAAACGGUGAAUUUACUAUUUUGAGUAACGACAUUCCCGAAUCAAUUCGAACAACGGUAGCCGUCGCUACCAUUGAAAACUCCGUUGUAGAGGGUUUAUUAAGGAAGCAUUCUAACCUAAAUAAAAUUUGUCGUAUCCUGGCAUAUUGCCUAAGAUUUUCCAAGGCUAGAAGAUCCGAUCCAUUCACGUCUUUCGUAACUUGCGAAGAAAUUUCCUUUGCCUUAAAUGUGAUGUGCAAAACGGCACAGAAAACGGACUUCCCCGAGGAAUACCGAGCCUUAAGCAAGGGUGAGGCUAUCAGAACAACUAGCAAUCUGCUAUCGUUGUCCCCUUUUAUCGAUACCAACGGUCUAAUUCGCGUGGGCGGUAGGCUAAGAAACGCCGAGCUAUCUUUCGACACAUGUCACCCAAUUUUGCUAUCGCGAAAUCACAUUUUAACGAGACUCAUUAUACUACGAGAGCACGAGCGCAAUGCUCAUGCUGGCCUACAAGCAACCAUGACUGCCGUAAGGCAACGCUUUUGGCCCCUAUCCCUGCGAUCGGUCACUCGCAAAAUCUUGCAAAAUUGCGUCACGUGUUUUAAAAACAAACCGACUAUCUCAGAAGCGAUAAUGGGCGCAUUGCCGGCCGGGCGAAUAACGGUUUCCAGGCCAUUUCAUCAUUGCGGAAUUGACUAUGCCGGACCGUUAUUAAUACGUGAAGGUAAACGACGUAACGCUCGAAUCAGCAAGGCUUACGUAGCAGUUUUCGUUUGUUUUGCCACGAAGGUAAUUCAUAUUGAGCUUGUGAGUGAUCUCACUUCAGAGGCCUUCAUCGCGGCACUCAAACGUUUCGUUUCACGCAGAGGCAAACCCGCUGUCAUAUAUUCUGACAAUGGGACGAAUUUCGUAGGCGCUCAAAAACAGUUACACGAAUUCUAUGAGUCACUCGGUCGCGAUAGCGCACAAACUGACAUCAAUAAUUUUUUACGCGAUCAAAAGACCACCUGGAACUUCAUUCCACCUAAUGCUCCGCACAUUGGCGGACUAUGGGAGGCGGCUGUAAACGAUUUAUGUGAUGUCAACGAAAAUCGCUUACUGCGAUGGCAACGCGUCGAGCAACUCCGGCAGCAUUUUUGGCGCAGAUGGAGCUCUGAAUAUCUGCAUUCCCUACAGGAGCGUCAUAAGUGGAAGGCCAACAAGGGCCCACAAUUAAAGGAAGAUCAACUAGUGCUUUUAAAGCAGCAAGGUCUGGCACCUUUGUACUGGAUGCUCGGACGUGUGGUGCAAAUACACAAGGACUCUAGCGGCAAUGCAAGGUCCGCCGUCAUUAAAACUUCAAAGGGUUCAUUAGUUAGACCACUGUCUAAAAUAGCAAUACUACCAAUAGACUCUUAA